GCUGUGCUGUGUGCCGGGUGUCAGUCCUUCACUGCGAGGAAGGAAAAACUUUGAUUUGACGCAUUAACGUUAGCGGGGGGGAGGUAAACAAGAUGGCGACAACCUGAGUGGCAAGAGUAACACGAAGAGUCAGAAAAUUUUCAACUGAUACCCAACUAGACCCGAGUGAAACAUUUGCUGCGCCAAGGACGGACAAAACGCCCAAAAAAGCAAGUAAAAGCCGCGAAGGAAACACGAUUCAUGUGGAUUUAGGCACCAGACAGUAGGAGCCCUGGUGGCAUGGAGGACACCUAAGGCCAGGUGGACACAUUGGAUGGCUCAGUCGACCUCCACCAGCCGGACUGACACCACAGUUUGGGCUGAUACUGCUGCAUGCGUUUGGCUGUAGGUCUGUGCUUGGGUCGGUUCCAGUUGUACACACUUAUGUGUCCUGAGGCAGACUAUGCCAUGCAGCAUGGACCUUUGACAGAAAUGUUGUGCUGCAUGGCCUUGAACCAGGACUGGUUGCCUCUACCUAAGGCUGUAUGGUGUUAAAUUCAUAUAUAGGUGACCUAGAGUUCAGGAGAGAAAAAUAACAGUUGUAAACAACUGUUAUUUUGUUUUGUUUUGUUUUGUUUUUCUUUUUGUUUUUCAGUUCAACUGCACUUGUCACAUACGCAGUACAAAAUGCACAGUAUAAAGCACUAACUCAGCACUGGACCCAACAGGUUCUUCACCUCUGUCGCGACUCUUGAGUAAAAAGAGCCCUAAUGUUUACAAAUUGGGAUUGAUCCCCACUUUCUCCCUCAACUCUCAGGCCUGAUUACUCUCUCACCCAUGUUCAGUAUUUUGUAAUUCAUCUAUAUUCCAUCUUGUGGAAUUAAAAAUACUCGGCUUAGAGCUGAAAGGUUACCAGUGGAUAACGCUCCAGCAGCAGUUGUAGCUGUUAGCAAAUAUUUUUGCACAGGAGGCUUAAGCGCUGUGGCUGCAAAACUGUCAGUCAUGAGUACCGGGGAUAUACAUCAUCUUGACUAUCUAAAUGAAAAUGAACUGAUGGAGAUGGAUACCUUCAUCCACCGCAUUGACUCUACAGAGGUGAUCUACCAGCCACGGAGGAAGAGGGCAAAGCUGAUAGGAAAGUACUUGAUGGGGGAUCUGCUGGGGGAGGGAUCUUAUGGCAAAGUGAAAGAGAUGCUGGACUCAGAGACACUUUGUCGCAGGGCUGUCAAGAUACUGAAGAAGAAGAAGCUGCGGAGGAUUCCUAACGGAGAAGCCAAUGUGAAAAAGGAGAUUCAGCUGCUAAGAAGACUCCAACACAAGAAUGUGAUUCAGUUGGUGGAUGUGCUCUACAACGAAGAGAAGCAGAAAAUGUAUAUGGUGAUGGAGUAUUGCGUUUGUGGGAUGCAAGAAAUGCUGGACAGCGUCCCUGAGAAAAGGUUUCCAGUAUUUCAAGCUCACGGGUACUUUUGCCAACUCUUAGAUGGCCUUGAAUAUUUGCACAGCCAGGGAAUAGUUCACAAAGACAUUAAACCAGGGAAUCUGCUGCUGACCACAGACGGGGCUCUUAAAAUCUCCGACCUGGGAGUAGCAGAGGCCCUUCACCCAUUUGCGGAGGAUGACACAUGUCGCACCAGUCAGGGCUCUCCGGCCUUUCAGCCUCCAGAGAUUGCCAACGGACUGGACACCUUUUCAGGGUUUAAAGUGGACAUUUGGUCUGCUGGAGUAACACUAUACAACAUUACAACAAGCCUGUAUCCGUUCGAGGGGGACAACAUCUAUAAGCUAUUUGAGAACAUUGGAAAAGGAGACUACACUAUUCCUGAGGAGUGUGGACCCCUCCUGUCGGACCUGCUGCGAGGAAUGCUUGAGUAUGACCCUGCAAAGAGGUUUUCCAUACAGAACAUAAGACAACACAACUGGGUGCGUAAGAAACACCCACCAUCUGAGCUCCCUGUGCCCAUCCCUGCCAGCGCAGAGAGCAGGGACCCUUGGCGGAGUAUGACGGUGGUGCCCUACCUGGAGGACCUGCAUGGCUACACCGAGGAGGACGAUGACGAGCUCUACGAUGGAGAGGAUGAGAUCAUAUACACUCAGGACUUCACAGUGCCAGGACAAGUGGCCGAAGAAGAUCAGGAUCAGGGGAAUGCAGACCACAGUCCAGCUGUAGCCAAGCCAGUUUGUGUGAACGGGACAGAGGGGGGCUCCCUGAACAGCAAGGCCAAAGCCGAACGUCGAUCCUCCUCCUCAUCCAACCCUUCACGUAAAGGAGUCUCCACAGCCAGCAAGAUCCGCAAGCUCUCCACCUGCAAACAGCAAUGACCCCCCCACCGUGACCAUCCUCCCUCGGCAACAGCCCACCUGGUUGAUCUGUCCCCGUCCUUCUGUGUCUGGAGUCCUCACGGUUGUGAGAGAAACCUGCUGAAGUUAAUGCCCCACCACCAACCCCCACCCCCCACCCCCUCCUUGGACCACCGGCCUGCAGAGUCUUUUUUUAAAGAUGCGGUAUGAGUGACGGGGAGGAGGACAGCAUGAAAUGUUCUAUAUGCUCUGAGACUGAGGCACUGGAUGUGAAGAUGGUGUUUUCUUUCCUCACAUAUUUUGGCUCCUUCAGCUCCUGUCAUCCAGUCUGUCAUCUAGUCACCCCCCCCACCCCCUCCCCCUCCCCCUCCAUCCUUCCUGUCAUCCUCUUCGGAGGACCAAGUGUUGCACCGGACGUUACAGAACACCAUCACCACUGUUCUCACCUCUCCACCCUUUGUUUCUUUUGACUACCUUUUGUUUUUACAGAACCCUAAUGGCAGUUUUUAAGACACAUUGUGAUGUGUAAAAAAAAAAAAAAAAAAAAAAAAUUAAAGAGGAAAAAACAGAACAAAAGUUAUGAAUAAUUCUAUAUUUAAAUCUAUGAUGCGAAUAAUUAUGAUAGUACUCUACUACCACCAACAUAAAAACUGCAUGCUGUACAGAGCUGGAAGAAAGGGAAAGUGCUUGGUUUGUGGACAGACUGAAGCCUUGAAAUCCACCAUUGACCUGUUGGGGAUUUUUGAUUUCCAUUUAGGUUUUUCUCUUUUUCUUUUUUCCAAUGAAUAUUUUUUAAUUAUUAUUUAUAUAAAAUAUGUCCCAAACAGGCUGUUUUGUUGGAUGAUCCUUCUUGUUGUUGAGCAUAUUUUUAUUAUGCAAUACAGCUCAAUGGUUUACGUCCUUGUUUUUGUUUUAUUAUUAUUUUUGAUAGGUGCAUCUUUCUCUGAUGUUGGCCAGUUUUGUAGUCAAAUCCUAGAAUAUCAAGAGCCGUUUGCCGCUCAGCUGCAGGCGCUGUGCCCAGCCGCCUAUUUUCCAGCGAUGCUCUUUGUUGUGCCGACCACAUAAGCGGGAGCCCCACCCCCCUCUUACGCAGCCAGGCCCAUCAUCGGCCCAUCAUCAGCCCCUCGCUGGGAAUAGAUCAAGGGAGCAGGUGAGUCACUACUGAGGGAGGGAGAAUGAAGAGCUUCCUACGUCAGCAAGGUCGACAGAGAGGUUCUCCAUUCAAGAAUACGUACAAGGAGCAGCAGGGUGAAGGUGAUGAGUAUGAUUAGUAUGUGAGGGGAGAUUUAUUUCUGACAUUUCUGUUCUCAGGGUGAUGAUUUUGCUGUUUUGACAGUUUAUAGACAUACAUCAGCUCACAUGAUUCACAUCAUAUAAAAUCAUCAAUCGGAGGGAGCCACUAUAUUUUUCCACUCUUUUUAUUCAGAAAUAUGUUAAGACCAAAAAUGAAUAUGUGCCUCAGUUGGUCCCACAAGGUCUAAUCUUUGUCAAGGCUGAAAGACAUUUGAAUUUUCUGCAUGACUCAUCUCACUAUAAAAGCAGAUGGUUCACCAUGAACAUGGACAAAGACAUGAGUUUCAUAAGAUAUACACACACUGUUAUAC
Molecule: messenger RNA, 3881 nt
Organism: Scomber scombrus (Atlantic mackerel)
Lineage: Eukaryota; Metazoa; Chordata; Actinopteri; Scombriformes; Scombridae
Gene: stk11
Product: serine/threonine kinase 11
Exons: 11
Coding region: 982-2298 (438 amino acids)
Biological process (GO): regulation of cell growth; intracellular signal transduction; protein phosphorylation
Cellular component (GO): cytoplasm
Molecular function (GO): ATP binding; protein kinase activator activity; protein serine/threonine kinase activity
Source: RefSeq, a predicted model, not a curated record